Molecule: messenger RNA, 1221 nt
Organism: Adineta steineri
Lineage: Eukaryota; Metazoa; Rotifera; Eurotatoria; Adinetida; Adinetidae
Source: the annotation of a GenBank genome assembly
AUGUCUUCUCUCGAAGUUCCUGCUGUCACAUCGGCUUCUACUACAGAACGUUCAGUUGCUACUUCCAUUCGACCUCGAGUUUUUCAUAUUGUUUCACCAUUAACGGGUUCGAAAGCAACAAUUAUUACAACUGAUACAACAUCUUCACCUAAUCAUGCACCUGUAUUCAUUCAAGCAGCACCUCGAAUUAAUCGUUCCUCAAUCAAUUCAAAUUCGAAUUCACGUAAACGUAUUUAUCCAUUUACUCAAGAAACUGAUACAAAUACUUAUCUAUCAACAUUAGCUGCUCAUCGUCAUCGUGAACGUUUAUCUAAAGGUUUAAGAUAUUUUUCAAAAAAAGUUUGUAAUAAAGUUCAAGCAAAAAAGAUUACAUCCUAUAAUGAGGUUGCUACAGAACUUGUUGGUGAAUAUACAAUUGAAGAAAAACGUAGUAUACAAUUACCAGAAAAUGAAUUGGCUUAUGAACAAAAAAAUAUUCGACGAAGAGUUUAUGAUGCAAUAAAUGUAUUAUUAGCAAUGAAUAUUAUUGUAAAAGAUAAAAAAGAUAUUCGUUGGGUUGGUUUUCCUGUUAAUGCACUUUUUGAAUGUGAACUUAUUGAUAAAAAAAUUAUUGAAAUUAAAGAAACAAUACAAGAUAAAGUUCGAUUAGUUGAAGAAGCUUUAUUAAAACAAGUAGCUUUACGAAAUUUAAUUCGUCGUAAUCAACAACGUAAACAAAUGAUACAAAUGAAUAAUAUGUGUUCGUUACCUUUUUAUGCAUUUGGAACAUCCAAUGGCGUUGCAAUUGAAAGUGCAUUUUCAUCUGAUGGUCGAGAUACAAUUGUAACAUUUGAUCGUCGAGUUAAAAUUAUUAAUGAAACUGAUUGUUUACAUAAACUUGGUUUAUCAAAAGAACUUCGAGGAGGAAUGAAAUCACAAUAUGAUAUUGAACAAGCACGAGCACUUUUACCUGAAGCAUUUAGUGAUUUUGCUACAGAAAUGGCAAUGUCAGGUUCAUUAAAAACAUUAUUCGACAAUCAAACAUCAUCGAAUGUAAAAAAAGGAAAAACAACAACAACGACAACAACACCUGUUGUUUUUGUUCCACCGUCGUAUUUUAAAAUUGAUGAUGAACCUCAAGAAAUGGAAUAUGAAGAAGAAACAUUCGAUGAUGAUGAUGAUGUUCUUUCCAUAUCAACUGAUGAUGAUGAAACUACUCAACCAUCUUCAUCUAUGAAUUAA